UAUAAGGAGCCUGUGGAGUCAUGUUCAGACUUUACAACAUGUUCAGGUUGUUUAGGUAGCAAGGAUCCGUACUGCGGUUGGUGUUUCUUGGAGAAAAAAUGCGGCACUAGAGAUACAUGCAGACCAACUAGUGAAUGGAUACCUGUCUCAAGCAAUGAAAAAUGUCCACAUGUUGUAAGCCUCAGUCCCAAAGUAAUGUCAGACAAGGAGAUACCAUUGCUCAAUAUAGAAGUUUCACAUGCAUUGUUAGAAGGUGUCCGUGUGUCCUGUGAUUUCUUCAGUGAUGAAAUAGGCGAACAAUUUCAUCAUAAUGUUACAGCAACAGUUUCUAAUGAAGGAAAGACUGUGAAAUGUAGGCCAACCAAUAUUUUGGCCAUAGAAGAUAGCAUAAAAGGUUUCUCGAAUGUUACAGUUGCAAUAUUAGCAAAUGAUUCUGACACUACAGUUCACGGGAAUUUUAUCAUAUACCGAUGUGAAACUUUUGACAGAUGUACAGGCUGUACAGCCAGCAACUGGACAUGUAAAUGGUGUACAUACAGUAACCAGUGUAUUGAUGAUGAUAGAAGCUGUGAUGCUGAUGACCGGGAAGUAAACUUCGGUGAAUGUCCACGUGUCACAGGUUAUACAAUGGUGUCAGAUGAUAGUGUUCUGCGAGAUGUCAAUGGCACCGUGUAUCUUUCACGAGAUAGCAGCUAUGACAUUAACAUAACUGGAACAAAUCUUCCAGUACCAAGUUCAGGACCAACAACAGACGUGUCCUACAAAUGUAAGAUAGUUGCAUCAGGAUCACAUAUUUUAUGGUUAAAUAGGACAGUCUUUGACGAGGGAGGUAGCUUCAUUUGUAAGAUUAACAAGGAGGAGAUGGCUUCUAUUCAAGGAACUAAAGGUAGACUGAGUGCCACUGUACAUGUGACAUGGGGAAUAUCUCCGGUAAACGGGGAUACAUUACCAGUUGUCAUUUAUGACUGCGAAAAUCUUGUCAACCCUUCCAAUAACUGUGGACGAUGCAAAAGUUUUGCAAUUUAUCAACCGUACUUACACUGCCAGUGGUGUAUGACCAGAUGUAUUGAUAGUGGGAUAUCCUGUAAUACUACAGAUUCUGAGUGCGAAGGUCCAAGAAUUUCUAAGGUAUAUCCACUGAGUGCACAUGUGAAUGCCACUACACUGAUUGAGAUUGAAGGCGUAAAUCUUGGUUCAGUCUACAACGAUACAGUCAAUGCCGUGACAAUAGCUGGUAUUCCAUGUACGUCUGUUGAAAGAAGCUAUGACCCUGGGAUAAAGAUAAUGUGUACACUAUCUCCAAGUUACAAGGUGAUGAAUGGCAGUGUUGUUAUUACACUCAGUAAUAACGCAACAGGACAAUAUACUAAACCUUUCUACUUCCGGGUCCCCGAGGUGACUUAUGUCGAGCCAUCUCUCGGUCCAUUGUCUGGAGGCACGUCUGUUACCAUAUAUGGAAAAUACCUUGAUACCGGCAGAGAAAAGACUGUCACGAUAGGGGAAAGAAUUUGCAGACUAAAUACAAACGGAGAAGGAACUUCUUAUUCGUUUAAAUCUUUCCAGAGAUAUAAUGAUUCCCAUUAUAUACUGCGAGCAGGGAGGAAAGGGAAAGACCUAACUAAACUUGAAUGCAGCACUACAUCUGAAGACCCAAGCAAAUUGAAUAAACCACUAGAUAUGGCGGUAGCCUUUGAUGGGGCAUAUGCCACAGUAAAUGAAAACAUCACAUACAGAUAUGUUACAGAUCCCAACAUCACAGCUAUAUUGCCAAGGAAAAGUUUCCAGUGUGGUGGGCGAACGCUGACUGUUAAGGGGACAAAUUUGAAUUCAAUUCAAAAACCGAAAAUAUACGCCGUUAUUGGUAGCAUGAAGAUGAAAUCAGAGGAAUGCAGAAGGGGUGAUAUCGAGGAAGUUAUUUAUUGUCCAAGUCCAACAUACACCGAGACACACGGGAAAAGAAAGAAAAGAAGUAGUGGUCCUAUACAGGCAAAGUUAGGAUUCGAGAUGGAUGAUGUAUCAUCAGUUACUGCUGACAACCUGCCCAACGACCUGGCCAUUCUCAUGUACUAUCCUGAUCCAGUACUAGAAAACUUCACAGAAACCAAGAUCUAUCAAGAGCUACAAGAACAUCUCAUUAUUAAGGGAAAAGGUCUUAAGUUGGCAGCUGACGAGCACGAUGUUACUAUAGAAAUAGACUGCGAGAAAUGUAAUGUCACAUCUAUGACAAAUGAAGCAAUUAUUUGUGAACCACCGACAGAAAAGCCUGUGUGUGGUAACAUAAAAGAUCACAAAUUAAUUGUUACAGUAAAUGUAGGAUUUUUGCAGAGGAAUGUAGGAAUUAUUCAAUACGAAGUUCAACAACCUGUCGGCCCUCAAGAUGUGACAAAGAAUGAAUACAUCAUUGCGGGAAGCAUUGUGGGACUUCUUGUUCUAUUGUCUGCUGGUGGCAUUUAUUGUUGUUGGUGUCAUGUGGAGAAAGCGUAAACACAUGAAGAAAGAAAAGAAAGGACUGGAAUACAAGAUGGACAAGUUAGAAGCAAAAUUUCGCACUCAGUGUAGGGAAGAGUUUGCCGCACUUCAAACUGCCGUAUCAGACCUAACAAGUGAUUUGGAAGGAGGGAACGUAUUGUUCCGUGACUAUGAUGUGUAUGCUAGUAAAACAUUAUUUACGUCACAGAAGUCAGAUACGUUGAUGGUCCCAC
Molecule: messenger RNA, 2702 nt
Organism: Mercenaria mercenaria
Lineage: Eukaryota; Metazoa; Mollusca; Bivalvia; Venerida; Veneridae
Product: plexin-B-like
Exons: 19
Coding region: 196-2484 (762 amino acids)
Biological process (GO): regulation of cell migration; semaphorin-plexin signaling pathway involved in axon guidance
Cellular component (GO): semaphorin receptor complex
Molecular function (GO): semaphorin receptor activity
Source: RefSeq, a predicted model, not a curated record